AUGCAGUUUUCGAAAUCUCUUCUUUUGCAUCAUGUCUUUAUAAAGACUUUCGUUUUCGGUGCAUGUCCAGACGAAGGACUGAAAGACGUCUUAUGGUGAGCUGACCUACUGCACUGUCAGUUUUUGGCUAUAUGCGAGACAGAGAAUAUCUCAUCAUUAUGUGUUUCAGAAUAUCAUAGUUGUUUGGAUGAAUGCCCAUGCGGAGAAAACUGUCCCCUUGGAUGUCUCGAUUGUCCAAACACUUUGUGUGACAACCCUUGCACCAGUUCAACCACAACAACAAUAACAACAUCUACAACAGCCUACACAACAACAAGUGAAAGCUCAUCAUUACCGGAAAAUACAUACAUUUUGGUAUUUAAAUAUCAACAAGCUUACUUGACAUCCGGUGAUGGUCUCUUUAAUGAGAUUGCAACAAUUCACUCAGACUAUGACAGAUUCGCAGAAGCGGUUGCAAGUGUGGUCAUGCAAGAUAAGCUUUACAUUUUUGGUGGAUCGAAAGGAUAUGAUGAGGGCGAAAGAAGAUAUCGAAAGAUUGGAGUUCUUGAUGCCUGUUCUUUCAUAAAAAUAAGUGCACAGCUUACUUUUGAUGCAAAUGAUGGCUCAUCGGCGGUGGCGAUCAAUGACGGGAAUAAGGCUUUGAUUUGCUUCUCUCACAGCGAGUCUCCAUAUAAUCAGUGCAAUGAAUUUGAUGGACACAAUGUUGUCGUGACUCGCAGCUCUCAAUUUUCACAUUCUUACGGGUCUCUGUCAAAUUUGAAUGGUCAUCCGACAGCGGUGAGUUGUAGACACCCCGAUGGGCAACAAAAAGUUGAAAGACUGACUGCUAAUGGUUGGCUUUCUGUUGACAAUCAUCCACACCUGAUUACCAUUGGAGGAUCUAACGAUUAUGAUGACGGUUCUGAUAACCAAAUUUACACAGGCAUUUGGCUUCUUAGUGCUGACUUUCUUUCCUGGUCGAAAAUUGGUGAUCUUCAACGGGGUCUUCAACACUCUACUUCAAUCCGCAUCGGCGACCAUGUUUAUGUUUUUGCUGGUUAUGGCGAUAAUCGGCAUGCUAAUCAACGAAUUGAUAUACAUGAAAAUACUGUAUUGCAAACUGAAAUUAUUGGGGUCCAUAGCUCCGGACUUUACCAUCCUGCGGUUUUUCAUUCUGGUCCAAAUUAUUGUACUGAAAACUAA
Molecule: messenger RNA, 1182 nt
Organism: Oikopleura dioica
Lineage: Eukaryota; Metazoa; Chordata; Appendicularia; Copelata; Oikopleuridae
Source: the annotation of a GenBank genome assembly